AUGAUUCCAUCCAAGGUCACGACACCGUCUUCUUCCUUAGUUCCCGGUGACUCGGACGCUUGGGGCCUACUUGGUCUCAGGUUUAGCCUGCGUGAAAAGGCUACAGCUACAACAAUUGGGAAGAUAUGCGGAUCAAUCAUCACAAGAACUCAAUACACCAGCCUAUUCGAUGCAGCACAGGCUGGAUUCAAUCUGACUUCCGAACGACUUCCACCCUGGCUUCAGGAUUUGGAUUUCGUCAGAUCUACCACAGUUCUAGGGGAAAACAUGAGGCGAAUUAGACUUGACCAGACAAUGAAAGACGUGGACAAGUACAAGCUCUCAGGACUAGCUACCUUUGUCGUCCUCUGUUCCAAAUACGGCGAAGACAUCCAGAACAUCACGAGAAUGAUCAACUUACUUCUGAUCGGAAGCCUUGGGACGGUCAUCAGCCCACCGGACCCCGACCAGCGUCCAAACUUGCCCUACAGCUUCAAGCCACAUGUCAACGGAUUUAUUACAUCAUGUUUGGAUGCGGACCGCGAGUCCGACAUCUCUCGAGAGGUUAUGUCACAGUUGGCUGAGCUACACCUGUUUGGCGAUCUAGUCAGAGUUAAUGGGCUGGAUGGUCUCGAGAGGCGACGGCAGGCUAGUCUCGAUUUGAUGGGAGAGCUUCUCGGGGCACCAUCUCCAGAGGACACUAUGAAGAAUCCACAAGGUUGGGCACGAGUCCAUGACACUCUGCACCUCACUUCUGCAUACAUGGCCAUAGCGGCGGCUGCACACGGAGCCAACGUAAUGGUAGAGUGCAUAUCUCAUCAAGGGUCAAAGUUUCUUCCAAAACCCCUGACAACGGUCGUACGUCACAAAACCUUUCUUCUCCGGCUAUGGCUCAUUCAGCCACCGGAAGAUGUACUUGGAAUCAUGCGAUAUUCCAGCUCAAACACAACCUCCACGUGGCAAGAUAGAAACGAGGACCGCUUUGGUAGAGACCCAGACAACCUGGCGCCCACCAUCUUUGGGGGGCAGCUAGAGCUUGCUAUCUGUUUUGCGAGAUACUUGGGCUUUCAACAUCAGAAUCAUAUGGUCAAAGAGAACGAGGAGUUGCUAGAAUUAUGGUCGAGGGCAUCCGAGUGUGCUAGUCAUUACCGCUGGAUCGUCCAGGAGACAAAUGUGAAGCGGUCAACUGUCCGUUUAACUCUCUUUAGGCCGGACAAAGAUAAGCCAAUCUCUCCUGUAGCUGCGACGCUAUGCAACUAUCUCAAGCCUGAUAGACGUCUCAAUUCAAUCUCCCGUACGGUGGCGGCGCUCGUGCAUGAAUAUUACCAGUUUUCAGACUACUCAUCCUUCUCUAGUAAGGAGGGAGAGUCUCAAAUGACCAAAGCCAUGUACUUGGUAUUAUUGGCCAUGGCCGUCCAAAUUUUACGCAACACCAUUAAUCCCAAUAGCGAUAGUCCAGACAGCUACGCGUUGAAUGUCGGAACGCUUGAUGCCAACAAAACGGGUCUACAAACCCUCAUGAGAAUGGCAGUUUCAGAAGAAGGGGUAAGCCCAUCCAUGUUGGUCCAUACUGCGGCUAGUGUCUGGGGCGGACUGAAUCCCGCGACGUACCAUUUGGCCCGUCCAGGAGAGGCUGCACUUGGAGUGGUUGCUCCGCACUGCUGCGUUCUUCUGGAUAUGAUCCGUGAUCCUUUAGAAUUUGCAAGGAAAGGUACAUCUGGGUACUUACUUUCUAUAUGGCGCGGCGCGGUUCCUAUGCUCCCCAGGGAUCCCAACACCAACCUUGUCAGCGGGUACGACGACACGAACUCUCACCCUUUCCAGUUGACACCAUCUUUCGAGCCCGUCGAGGAGGCAUAUCAGAAGCUGUUUUCAAGCAUAUUAAUAACAUUUGAACCGCACGUUAACAAACCAACCUGCGGGGUGUUUUGCGUUUGGUACGGAGGAUUCCUCGUCACCGAAGUCCAUCCCGAGAAUAUAAUGAGCGGGUUACUCAAAUGUUCGCACGCAACAGCUACCACCUCAGGCCUAUCUGGCAGUAGUACUAAGAGUACCAAUACAUCAAGAAAAUGUAUAAUAUUAUCCAAGGCAGAUCUACUUCAUACUAAGCACUUCACGGUUACCAACGAGCUUUCCGUCAUCAUCAAGACAAUUGAUGAUCCUGCCUGGCUCAUUUUCGCGGCUGGAUGUAGUACUCGUAUUCCGGACACUAUCUUUCGCGAAUGCAAUGACGAAUUGUUGGUUAUAAAAGAUGUCAAAGAGAAGUGUCGUGGUGGAGAGACUGUGAUUCUCAAGAAGCUAUCUAACAAUGAUGGUUAA
This is a messenger RNA of Fusarium graminearum PH-1, 2298 nucleotides long. RefSeq lists its product as uncharacterized. The coding region runs from base 1 to 2298 and encodes 765 amino acids. The record is from RefSeq and is a predicted model, not a curated record. NCBI's taxonomy places the organism in Eukaryota, Fungi, Ascomycota, Sordariomycetes, Hypocreales, Nectriaceae. The transcript is spliced from 2 exons.